CUUCGUUCUCAGCCCUCUCCUUACAGUGCUUUUCGCCCUGGGAUGAGGGAGGAGGGGGCAGAGGCGCGCGCCAGCGCGGGGGGUGACGAGUCAAUACAACUAAUAAUUUAAUGGGGACACGGGGAGAGCGGAGAGGGACGGAGAGAGAGAGUGCGAGAGAGUGCACGAAAGAAAGAGAAAGAGGCUCCGUCCGUCCGGUCACAGAUAAAAACCACAGCGAACGUCGCCAAGGGACCUGUCAACCGUCUUCACUGUGGCGAAUGCGUCACCCCAUGCGUCACCCAGGUCGGAAACCGAGACGCGCUUGUUUUUACCCGUCCGUACACAUCGCAUUCGCGCGAGAAGACGGGAAAUAUUCGCCUCUUUUUCUCCCGGAACGAUGGACGGGCUAAGCUGACGCACCUCCUGGGGUCCUCACGCGAACAGACGCCGAACGCGCGCAGAAGCAGGCUGGGUGUGUAGGCUGACAUUUGUUUACUUCCACGUCCGAUGUUUUCGUUACCUAUAUCUUAGGCUACCGUUUCCACGAUGGUGAUUGAUAACUCCGAUGGAGGACUCCCCCACGCUGCAUAUUUUAAAAAAACUUUUUGAAACGAGCGUGUCUUAUUUCUCUGCGGUUCAAAAGCCCGUCUUUGUGGCUCGAAGUGAAAUAGCAGCCGACCGCUGUCGUCAAUUAGCGGGCUUCAGAAUAGAGCCUGCCGCAUCAGACGACCCCAUGUUAUCGCUCUUCUGUCCAGCUGAAAUUAAUUGGAAAAUCGCCUUUUCCGCCUCUCUCGGGGAGAGAGAAUACCCGUCAGAAGACCGAUGUCCAUUGCCAUGUCUGCAAAGCGUUAGAACUUUGGCUCGGUUCCGUUGCGUCCUUGUUUAUCACUGACUGGUUUACCGGAGGAGACACACGGGACCCACGCGGCUUGAUGCGCUCGCCUGUUUUGGAGCGGUCACCGCGUGCGUGUGGGGGGGGGCGGGGGGCGGGGCCGAGGAUGAUGUCACACCUCAGCGAGACGUACCUGGGGAAGGAGAACCGCGAGCUGCCCAACUGUGCCGGGGAACCCAAGGGCCCCCCGGUGAAGGUGGCCCGGCUGGAGCAGAACAGGAGUCCCCUCGCCGGCCAGGCCCGACUGGGCAGCAUGGGCGGGGCCAAAGCCCCUGGGGGGCCCCUCAAACCGCUGGGGCCCCUCCCCCUCCGGCUCGGCCACAGGAGAGGCAACAUGCUGCCAGUCUUCUGUGUGGUGGAGCACCAGGAGGGGGCGCUGGAGAGCCGGGAGGGGACGGAGGAGCACGCGGAGUUUGUGCUGGUCAGGAAGGACCUGCUGUUCAACCAGCUGAUCGAGAUGGCGCUGCUCUCUCUGGGGUACUCACACAGCUCCGCGGCACAAGCCAAAGGUCUGAUCCAGGUGGGGAAGUGGAACCCUGUUCCUCUCUCCUGUGUGACAGACGCUCCUGAUGCCACAGUGGCGGACAUGCUGCAGGAUGUUUACCAAGUCAUCACUCUGAAAAUCCAGCUGCUCAGUUGUCCUAAGCUGGAAGAUCUUCCCCCAGAGCAGUGGACUCACUCCACGGUGAGGAACGCUUUGAAGGAGCUGCUCAGAGACACGAACCAGAGUUCUCUGGCCAAAGAGUGCCCCCUGUCCCAGAGCAUGAUUUCCUCCAUAGUCAACAGCACUUACUACACAAAUGUUUCUGCCACCAAGUGCCAGGAGUUUGGCCGCUGGUACAAACAUUACAAGAAGAAUAAAGACAUGAUGGAGAUUGAUGGCCAAUCGGAGCUCUCCUCUCCGGGCUUGAACCACGUGACCUACGGCCAGCAGCCAAUCGGCCAGCCGCCCGGGGCCUCUUCUCCGGCCGAACCGCCCCCCCUGCCCCCAGCCUCCUCCCCGGCCUCCUCCCCGGCACCGGGCCGCACCCCCCCGCCCCCGGCCCUGGUGGCGGGUCACAUGGGGCCCCAGCUGGUCAGUCAGCAGCUGGCGCAGUUCCUCAGCCAGCAGUACGCCGUCAACCGCCUGCUGGCUCACCACGGCCUGGGCCACCAGUACCUCAACCACCCGCCCGUCAGCCGCUGUGGCCCCGCCCAGCCCCCGCUGGACCCCGCCCCCGGCCCAGGCCACGCCCCCGGCCCCGCCCCAGGCCACGCCCCCGCCGCACCCUGCUCCGACGUCUCCCCGGAGAUCUACCAGUGGGUGCGGGACGAGCUCAAACGGGCCGGGAUCUCCCAGGCCGUGUUCGCCCGAGUCGCCUUCAACCGUACACAGGGUCUGCUGUCGGAGAUCCUGCGGAAGGAGGAGGACCCAGCGGUGGCGUCGCAGUCCCUGCUGGUGAACCUGCGCGCCAUGCAGAACUUCCUGCUGCUCCCGGAGACGGAGAGAGACCGCGUCUACCAGGACGAGCGCGAGAGGAGCAUCAGCGCCGCGUCCGCCAUCAGCCCCGCCCCCCUGAUCAGCACGCCGCCGCCCCGCCCUGCACAGGUCAGGAGAGAGGACUGUAACAGCAGCCGGCCUGAAGAGUGGCACCAGCGAACUGUCAGCCUCUCUCCUGGAAAGCCCUCGCCCCACCAUGGUGACCGAAACCUGAAGGUGGAUGGCUGCCUACUGAAUAUAAACACCUCCCUCAGCACCUCCAUCUAUGAGGAGAUCCAGCAGGAGAUGAAACGGGCCAAAGUCUCCCAGGCCAUGUUUGCCAAGGUGGCAGCAUCUAAGAGCCAGGGCUGGCUGUGUGAGCUGCUGCGCUGGAAGGAGGAGCCCUCUCCAGAGAACCGCACCCUGUGGGACAACCUGUCCCUGAUUCGCCGCUUCCUGAGUCUGCCCCAAUCAGAACGUGACGCCAUCUAUGAGCAGGAGAGCAGUGGGGCGACACAGCACCUGUCUGACCGCUCCACACACCUGCUGCACCUGCCCACGGACCCUGUACAGGUUAGCUCCACACACCUGCUGCACCUGCCCACGGACCCUGUACAGGUUAGCUCCACACACCUGCUGCACCUGCCCACAGACCCUGUACAGAUGCAACCAAGCCAGCAACACCAUCAGCACCAGCGAAUGUCCCCGUCGCCCCAGCAACAGGCCUCACCUUCCCAGCAGCCCCUGCAGCAGCAGAGAGCUCGGCAGCCCGCCCCGGAGGGGGGCGGGGCCCAGGGAAGGGGUGGGGCCAGGGGCGGGGCCGGGGGCGGGAUCUCUCUGGAGGCCUUGGGGAUUCUGCAGAGCUUUGUUCAGGACGUGGGACUGCACCCCAACGAGGAGGACGUCCACACCCUGUCCGCUCAGCUGGACCUGCCCAAACCCGCCAUCCUCAGCUUCUUCCUCCGCCAGCGUCACCAGGGCAACCAGCCCCAGGGGUGCAGCCCCGGCCGGCGGGGGGCGGCGGAGGAGGAGGAGGAGGAGGAGGAGGAGGAAGCUCGGCUGAAGACCCUGGAUGAGAGCACGCAGACCAGCAGCAUCGUCUUCAGCGUCAAGACCGAGGACCAAGCCUCCUGCACUGAGCGUGCCCGGUCUGGCCACGCCCCCUCCGCUGACCACACCCCUGAGCCUGACUCCGCCUCUGCUGCUGACCCCGCCCCCCUGCCAGACCAGGCUCAGAGUGACUGAUGCAGCCAAAUCCACGGCUUUUUGCUCUCUGUCAGUAAUUACGUAACUCAGAAACUGAGACAGAAAAGUGCAUUACAUAACCCUGAAUAUUUCCAUUACGUAACUCUGGAUAUUUGCAGGCAACACUGGAUUUGGCCAUUUUUUAUUCUUGUUUGUUUUUGUUUAUGAAAGCUACUGAUGAAGGCUGCAGACUGACGACAGUGUGUGCCACUGUGCAGAUUAUACACAGACCCGCAAUGGCGUUGCAUGAGGGACACGCUCACUUCCUGUUCCACACCCCAGACUUCCUGUGACAUUGCCAUUCUGGUACCAGGCUGUCGCCAUGGAAAUGCGUGGGAGGGGCGUGGCUCAUGUUGCUCAUGUUAUUAGUCAGGGGGAAAUAUUAAUGCGUUCACACAGACGUUAUAUUUACUUGAGUGAGACAAAGGAGAAAAAUAAACCAUUUUGAAAAACUAUGCCAGCAAAUGCUUUGUACUGUAUGGCCCUGCUGGGGGGGGGGGGGAGUUUUAGAAACGUUAAGAAUCUUCUCGUAGUUUAAAAUGUGAAACUCCUCCUUUCCUUGUUUGCCCAUUAAAUAAUUUAUUUUCAGGUUCUGAUGUGUUUCCAAUGCUAUUCUGUUUUUUAAGUUUCUUUUAUUUUACGCUUCUUUUUAUUUUGUUUUUAUUCUUUUUUUAUUUAUGUUAUUUCCGUGAGCAGUUAAAUAAGUGUCUUAAAAGUUUUACAUGGAAAAUGUGCUUUAAAGUUAGAAAGAGUGCUACAUGUAUUUUUUAAAAAAUACAUAAAUGUUGUAUGCAAUUUUGACGAUGGUCCAGGUUACCCUGCAGUCAGUUGAGAGAGGUGAGGGAGGGGAGGGGCCCGUGUGUGCGAUGCUUCUUCCUCUCGUGUCCUACGCACUGGAAAUGCCGUUUCUGGAUGAAUAUCCUGUACAGGAACCCUCUCUCUCUUUAAGGAGUGAAAUGGGAGCGGGGGCUAUUUUGGCACAGCUGGCCGUGUCACACGUGUUCCUCUCUGUCUCUGAGACUGACCGGCUCCGGAGAGGAUCCUCUGUGUCUCUGAGACUGACCAGCUCUGGGGAGGAUCCUCUGUGUCUCUGAGACUGACCAGCUCCAGAGAGGAGACGAUAUGUUGAUUGUUUACGACACGAUUAAACAAUGUUUGUACUGCACUGCAGAUUCUUUGUGUUCGUAACGAUGAAGCAUUUUAAUGGGAAUAAAGUGAGAUUAAGUAUA
Molecule: messenger RNA, 4807 nt
Organism: Anguilla rostrata (American eel)
Lineage: Eukaryota; Metazoa; Chordata; Actinopteri; Anguilliformes; Anguillidae
Gene: satb1a
Product: SATB homeobox 1a
Biological process (GO): regulation of transcription by RNA polymerase II; chromatin remodeling
Molecular function (GO): RNA polymerase II cis-regulatory region sequence-specific DNA binding; DNA-binding transcription factor activity, RNA polymerase II-specific
Source: RefSeq, a predicted model, not a curated record